CUUGCUUCUACUUUCUAAUCCCACUACAAUUUUAAGUUUCCGACAGUGCUUGAACGCAGCGCCGGUCCUGCUCCACUGCGCAGCCUCUGAACACUUCGAUACGAGCGGCAACUUCACCGGGAGCCUCGCGCGCCCCGCCGCCUGUCGCCCACAACAGCCCGCAUCAUCAUCAUCAUCAUCAUCACCAUCAUCAGCACCAUCAUCAUCCUCAUCAGCAUCAGCAGCAUCAGUGUGAUGAAGCAGCGGAGGACGGAGACCUUCCUGCUCUGAGACACUGGAUCAGCCCGCAGACAGGAUGACUGAGGUGAUGAACUCUUUGGAGCCCGGGACAGAGGACUUCAGCGGGGGAGGAGCUGGAGCAGAUCAGGGCGCAAUCUUCCCAGAUACCCAUGAAAGGUAUCCAAAGCUGUCCAAGAGGCUUCCCUCCAUCGUGGUGGAGCCGCUGGAGCAAACCGAGGUGGAGAGCGGCGAGCUCCGCUGGCCGCCGGAUGAGCCGAGCUCUCCGGACGCCAAAGCUGAGAGGCAGCGUCUAGAGGAACAAACUGCAGGUGAGGACCAGUCGAAUGUGGACGAGGGGGCUUCAGCAGCGGAGAUGGAGGACUCCAACUGAACAAACCCUCCUCCUGCGUAACCCACUGUUACUGUGAGUGUGUCCAGACUUGGAUGAAUGAAAGUAGAGUCCAGUAGAAGAGCUCGUUGAUAGAAAGAUCCAGAGACAGAUUAGAGAAGGGUAGAAAAACAGAUUCCCAAACCCCAGCUCGCAGGCUUGGAGCCAGAGUCGUGCUUCAACCGUGUUUAAAAAAUUUAAAGAAGGUGUUUUAGUUUUUCGCUUCUACGCUGAUGAGGGGGGAGGUUUUUCUGAGGGGAUCAACAAACUGCCGUGUUGAACCUAAUUUGUUUCGUGUUUGCCUUUUGGCUAUUUACUUUUCACGAGAAGCUGCCCAAAAAUGAACAAAAUGUGCUUAACUUUUGGCAGCAGACGUGUUUUUAAAGUCAGACUUUACAUUAUCUCCAUCAGAGGAUUUCCCCCCCUUUAAUAUGACUGUUGUUUGUGAUUUUGAUAUUUUUAAUUUCUCUCUCUGGCUCCAAGCCCUCGCCGUCCAGAUGCCCAUCUGAUCUGGACGGAUGUUUCUAAAUGCUGUCUUAAGUAUUUAGCUCAUGUGUGCCAUAUUACUACUACUGAUGGUAGCUACUGUAUUUUGUGCACAGUUUUUACAUUAACUCUAGAUGUAAAUGACAUCACUGUACGUUAAGUGCUGACUGCUGUAGUUCUGGUGAUGCUUGGUCUCACGAUUCACUUUGUUAUAAUAGCUACGAUGUUUUAAAGAGCAGUAUUUGAUUAAGGCAGCCUUCAUCACUUUAUUCGAUGUUAUUACGACACAUUCUUUAAUAUAUAUUAUAUAAUAUGUGGUCUUCAGACAGUAGGUGUUAAAGGGAAUGUAAUCGUGUUUUACUUAUUGAAGCAAUAUGUUCACAGGAAUUUAAAGGCAGUCCAUUUUGUAACAGAGGUUAAAAAAAAUUGAAUAAAUGAUGACCAAGAUAUUUUAGAUGUUUGUCGCUUGUCAGACAUAUUUUUUAAAAAUACUGGAAGCC
Plectropomus leopardus (leopard coralgrouper) is the source of this 1593-nucleotide messenger RNA. RefSeq names its product protein LBH. Lineage: Eukaryota; Metazoa; Chordata; Actinopteri; Perciformes; Serranidae. The record is from RefSeq and is a predicted model, not a curated record.